AUGAGGGCUUUGGCGACAAAUUUUAAAUUAGACAUCUACGCGAGAUCAAGAGACGAAGAAUCGCCUGUGAGCUAUAUGGAUAUCGCUAUUUGGAAUCUGCAUUAUUACGAUGUUGUUAAAAGAGUGUCAUCGUUGGCCGGUCAGUGGCCUCAUCAGAGACCAAAGAUGAGAUUACUCUGUGUCGGCUUAGUGACUCUGAGCACAUUUUCUAUAAAUAUUCCACAAAUAAAAGAUCUCACCGAUCGUUUGUUCAUCGAUUGGAAUGCAUUGGAAACUUCAGAAGAGUACGAAAUUAUGAAGAAAUAUGCAAAGAAUGGUAGACGAUACUCUUUGGGAUACUCGUCUGUCUGUCUGUUUAUGUCAAUGUCUCUCAUACCGCAACUGUUGGAUGUUGUAUUACCUCUCAACAUAUCCCGCUCUAUUCUAUUGACAUAUCCAGGAUAUUACUUCGUCGAUGAAAGAAAAUACUUCGUCUACAUCUUCUUACAUGCUGUUAUAGCCUGGGAAAUUGCUAUAACUGGAGUACUUGCCCACGAUUGUAUAUUUGUAACUUACGUUGAACAUGUUUGCAGUAUGUUUGCUAUAGUUGGGUACGCGCAACUUCUUGAAGAUACGUUUAGCGUACCUUUCGCUUUGCAGAUAUUAAUAGUAACGAUAACGAUGAGCAUUACCUUGCUACAAGUAUGUAUUCAUUUAUUAUAAAAUAUAUGUAUAUAUAUAU
Messenger RNA from Wasmannia auropunctata (little fire ant), 721 nucleotides. RefSeq lists its product as uncharacterized. NCBI's taxonomy places the organism in Eukaryota, Metazoa, Arthropoda, Insecta, Hymenoptera, Formicidae. The transcript has 4 exons. The record is from RefSeq and is a predicted model, not a curated record. The coding region runs from base 1 to 702 and encodes 233 amino acids.